AUGGGCAACAAGGCCGAAGCCCCAUUGACCGGGUCCUCGCUGCCGCUGCACACCCUGGCCCCCGCCGUCUCAGACGCUGAACCAGGACGUCGCGUCUACCCGAGUCAUCUCACUCGUCCUCGCGCGUCUUCAGCUACACCCGCGGCGCCUUCCGGGGCCUCUGCCGCUAUCGCUGCCGCUACCGCUACCGCUACCGCUACUAGGGCUCCUAUUACUACUACAGCCACCGCCGCCGCCGCCGCCGCCGCCUCUGCCGUCACCUCGUCUCCGACCACCGCCUCUCUCCCCCCACCGCGCCAUGUCCGCGACGACUCCUCGGCCGCCAGCGAGCCAAUAGCGCAGCCCGCCCCCGAUGCCGCCGCUCUCGACGACGGCACCAUGACGGCCUCCAGGAAAUCGCCCUACCUCCUCCCCGGCGACGGCGCCGGCCCUCCCAAUGCCUCCUUCUCGCCCUACGGCUCCGUCGCCCCGGCCCGCCGCGCCGCCGCCCAUCGCCCCGACAGCGACUCGGAGCUCGACGACGACGUCCACCAGCUCCGCCACGUCCACGACAGCAUCCGCAGCCGCAGGAGCCUGAGCUCCAGGCGCUCCUUCUUGUCCCGCCAGUCGUCGCGCCGCUCCGACGAUCUCGACGGCGCCGCCCUCGUCUCGGGCCUCGAGGGCCGCUUCGGCCUGGCAGAGGCCCCCCUGCCCGGCGACAUCAUCCUCGACCACGACGCCGGCGCCUCCUCCGACGGCUCCCAGCACGGCCUGCAGCUCGACCACGACCAGUCCUCCACCCGCUCCGACGACGACCUCGACGACAACUCCCCCCAUGAAGCCGUCCGCGCCUCGGUCCCCCCCACCGACAACACCACCCUCUCCAUCAACACCCCUCGCAUGUGGUGCCUCUCGGUCCUCUUCUCCAUCCUCGGCUCCUCGACGAACCUCUUCUUCUCCCUCCGAUACCCCAGCGUCGCCAUCACCCCCGUCAUCGCCCUGCUCCUCGUCCACCCGCUCGGCCACCUGUGGGACAUGCUCCUCAAGCGCCCCUACGACCCGGACGACGAGUUUGUCGACGGCGUCAGGACCCGGCCCCGCGACGACCCUGCCGCCCACCGCCGCAAGAAGCUCAACUCGUGGCGCCUGUGGCUCGCCCAGGGCCGCUGGAACCAAAAGGAGCACACGUGCGUCUACGUCAGCAGCAAUGUCGCCUUUGGCUUCGCCUUUGCCACGGACGUCAUCGUCGAGCAGACGCGCUUCUACAACCAGGAGGCCCCCGUCGUCUACCAGCUCCUCCUCACCAUCUCCACCCAGAUCCUCGGCUACGGCUUCGCCGGCAUGGCUCGCCGCUUCCUCGUCCGCCCCAGCGGCAUGAUCUGGCCCGGCACCCUCAUGUCGGCCGCCAUGUUCUCCACUAUGCACAACCAGGACAACAAGCCCGCCAACGGCUGGACCAUCAGCCGCUGGAACUUCUUCUACGUCGUCUGGGCCGUCUCGUUUGCCUUUUACUUCCUCCCGGGCCUGCUGUUCCCCGCCCUCAGCUACUUCAACGUCAUCACCUGGUUCGCCCCCAAGAACGUCGUCGUCGCCAACCUCUUUGGCGUCGCCUCGGGCCUCGGCCUCUUCCCCAUCACCUUUGACUGGGCCCAGAUCACCUACGUCGGCUCCCCGCUGCUCGUCCCCUUCUGGGCCGCCAUGAACGUCAUCGGCGGCCUCGUCGUCGUCAUGUGGAUCAUCGCGCCCAUCCUCUACUACUGCAACGUCCUCUACUCGUCCUACAUGCCCAUCCUGUCGGCCGGCGUCUUCGACAACACCGGCCACAUCUACAACGUCACCCAGAUCCUGACGCCCGAGUUUCUCUUUGAUCGCGACGCCUACGCCAGCUACAGCCGCGUAUUUCUGCCCAUCACCUACGUGCUCAGCUACGGCGUGCAGUUUGCCGGCCUCGCCGCCCUCCUGACCCACACCCUGUGCUGGCACGGCCAGGACAUCUGGCGCACCAUAAAGAGGAGCCUGCACGAGGCCCGCCAGAACGACAAGCCCGUCUACCAGCCCGUCAACGAGUCGCGCGCCGCCUCGAGCACCUCGCUCGGCAGUGGCGACCGCAGCUGCAUGGACGGCUCCACCAUGUCCAACGGCGACGGCCUGCUGAGCCGCGAAGACGUCCACUGCCGCCUCAUGAACCGCUACAAGGACGCGCCCCUGAGCUGGUACCUGCUGACCUUUGCUUCCAUGGCCGCCAUGGGCAUGUUUGUCGUCGAAUAG
Messenger RNA from Hirsutella rhossiliensis, 2247 nucleotides. Its product is annotated as OPT oligopeptide transporter protein. Bases 1 to 2247 code for a protein of 748 amino acids. The transcript has a single exon. Lineage: Eukaryota; Fungi; Ascomycota; Sordariomycetes; Hypocreales; Ophiocordycipitaceae. Gene Ontology annotation, biological process: transmembrane transport. The record is from RefSeq and is a predicted model, not a curated record. Gene Ontology annotation, molecular function: oligopeptide transmembrane transporter activity.